Molecule: messenger RNA, 741 nt
Organism: Fusarium pseudograminearum CS3096
Lineage: Eukaryota; Fungi; Ascomycota; Sordariomycetes; Hypocreales; Nectriaceae
Exons: 1
Coding region: 1-741 (246 amino acids)
Biological process (GO): secondary metabolite biosynthetic process
Cellular component (GO): cytoplasm; nucleus
Source: RefSeq, a predicted model, not a curated record
AUGACCAUUCAAAGUACUGCCAAUCAUCAAGACAGCCAUUUGCCGGCAGUUCUGUGUCUGCACGGAGCCGGUACCAAUGCCACAAUCUUCAAUCUCCAAGCUCGCACCAUAGUAAGUUGUUUGAAGCACAAGUUCAGAUUCAUCUUUGUCAAUGCUCCCUUUGAGUCUUUACCUGGCCCUGGUGUUAUCCCAACGUUUGCCGAGAUCAGACCGUAUUUACGGUGGCAUUGCGACGAGAACGCCAUCCAAGAAUUCGAUGUCUCACCUGAAUUGGUAGACAAUGAAAGACGACUUGUCAGGUCGAUGCUUUCUGAGAAGAUUGAGCAAGAGGCAACAGGUCCUAGCUUGGGCAUAGUCGGUAUCAUGGCCUUCAGUCAGGGUACUAGAGUAGCCACUGGGUUAUGUCUGGAUCCUGAGUUUGGAUCAAACAUACGAUUUGCGAUUAUCAUUGCGGGAACGUUCCCUGCCCUCUGUUUACAGUCUACUGCCACUGAUACGGAACCAACACAUGUAGUAUCAGGCAUCAACGGAAACAAGCACCAGCAGCUCCAGAUACCCUCUAUUCAUGUUCAGGGAACUAUGGAUCCAUGGGGCCCAGAAAGUGCUCGCUUACUCAAGGAAUGUUGGAGUGCAGAGCUAGCUAUUAUUGUCAAGUUCCAUGGGGCUCAUCAGGUUCCGACAUCAAAGAAGGAUGCACAAGCAGUUGCUCAAGCUGUGCUCUCAUGUUGGGACUCUGAGUAA